AUGGAAAACAUGUCCGAGGAAACCCACGGCGAAAUGACGGAUCCACAGCACGUCCACCUAAGGUAAGGAGAAAAAAAACGGUUCAAGGGGUCCCUGUGUGAAGGUGUUUCUAUAAAACCGCGCCUCAACCUUUUUCUUUCUGCUCCUUUUCAUUCACAUGAAAAUUUUUCCUUGUUUGUAUUGAAUGUGUCAUAUACUAACAGACUGAAAUAAAGUAUGUACACAGCGCCCUGACUUUAUUGAAAUGAAGUCAUGUGUUUGGAGGUUAAGGCUCUGUUUGUGUAGAUACCAACAGUUUGGGUCGGGUCAGAACUGCUGACAUUCAUACAGCUCAUUCAGACGACUCAGAGAAUGAGAGUAUUUGGAAUUUUCCAAUAUUUAUCAUGUCUCAGAUUUGUGCACAUCAGUUUGUGAAUGACAGAUAUUGUAUAGAAAGACUUAGCUUUCAGACCCUUUACAACAAGAUCUUCAGUGCUUCUCAUCUUUUUCUUUUAGCUUCCCAUCUGAAAGCUCUGUGGAGGAAAUGGCUCAAGACAGACCAGAUCAAGAUGAGACAGAGAAAACGGAGAUUGAUAACAGCAUCAUACAGAGACUUCAAGACAGACCAGAUCAAGAUGAGACAGAGAAAACGGAGAUUGAUAACCGCAUCAUACAGAGACUUCAAUCUGGCUGGAUAGGCACUCUUCAUGUCGUUUUCCUGGUGCUGCUUUUAGUCCUAAUCACUGUCAUUGUUGGCCUGAGCAUCAAUGUUAAGCAGUUACAGAAAGAAAGGAGUCAGCUGAGACAGCUUCUAGAAUCAACACACAUGGGACUGAACCACACCAUGGAAGUAAAUCAAAAAGUGAGCCAGAGUCUGAACUUCACCGUGGAAGAAAAUCAAAAACUGAGGCUGAGUCUGAACUACACCAUGGAGGAGAAUCUGAACCUGAGCCUGAGUCUGAACAACACCAUGGAAGAAAAUCAGAAAUUGAGCAGAAGACUAAACUACACCAUGGAAGAAAAUCAGAAAUUGAGCCUGAGUCUGAACUACACCAUGGAAGAGAAUCUGAACCUGAGCCUGAGUCUGAACAACACCAUGGAAGAAAAUCAGAAAUUGAGCAGAAGACUAAACUACACCAUGGAAGAUAAUCAGAAAUUGAGCAGAAGACUAAACUACACCAUGGAAGAUAAUCAGAAAUUGAGCCUGAGUCUGAACUACACCAUGGAAGAUAAUCUGAAACUGAGCCGAAGACUCAACCACACCAAGGAAGAAAAUCAAAAACUGAGCCUGAUUCUGAGCUACUCCAUGGAAGAAAAUCAGAGACUGAGCCGAAGACUAAACCACACCAUGGAAGUAAAUCAAAAAGUGAGCCAGAGUCUGAACUUCACCGUGGAAGAAAAUCAAAAACUGAGGCUGAGUCUGAACAACACCAUGGAGGAGAAUCUGAACCUGAGCCUGAGUCUGAACAACACCAUGGAAGAAAAUCAGAAAUUGAGCAGAAGACUAAACUACACCAUGGAAGAUAAUCAGAAAUUGAGCCUGAGUCUGAACUACACCAUGGAAGAUAAUCUGAAACUGAGCCGAAGACUCAACCACACCAAGGAAGAAAAUCAAAAACUGAGCCUGAGUCUGAGCUACUCUAUGGAAGAAAAUCAGAGACUGAGCCGAAGACUAAACCACACCAUGGAAGUAAAUCAAAAAGUGAGCCAGAGUCUGAACUUCACCGUGGAAGAAAAUCAAAAACUGAGGCUGAGUCUGAACUACACCAUGGAGGAGAAUCUGAACCUGAGCCUGAGUCUGAACAACACCAUGGAAGAAAAUCAGAAAUUGAGCAGAAGACUAAACUACACCAUGGAAGAUAAUCAGAAAUUGAGCCUGAGUCUGAACUACACCAUGGAAGAGAAUCUGAACCUAAGCCUGGGUCUGAACAACACCAUGGAAGAAAAUCAAAAACUGAGGCUGAGUCUGAACUACACCAUGGAAGAGAAUCUGAACCUGAGCCUGAGUCUGAACAACACCAUGGAAGAAAAUCAAAAACUGAGGCUGAGUCUGAACUACACCAUGGAAGAGAAUCUGAACCUGAGCCUGAGUCUGAACAACACAAUGGAAGAAAAUCAGAAAUUGAGCAGAAGACUAAACUACACCAUGGAAGAUAAUCAGAAAUUGAGCCUGAGUCUGAACUACACCAUGGAAGAUAAUCUGAAACUGAGCCGAAGACUCAACCACACCAAGGAAGAAAAUCAAAAACUGAGCCUGAGUCUGAGCUACUCCAUGGAAGAAAAUCAGAGACUGAGCCGAAGACUAAACCACACCAUGGAAGUAAAUCAAAAAGUGAGCCAGAGUCUGAACUUCACCGUGGAAGAAAAUCAAAAACUGAGGCUGAGUCUGAACUACACCAUGGAGGAGAAUCUGAACCUGAGCCUGAGUCUGAACAACACCAUGGAAGAAAAUCAGAAAUUGAGCAGAAGACUAAACUACACCAUGGAAGAGAAUCUGAAUCUGAGCCAAAGAUUAAACCACACCAAGGAAGAAAAUCAAAAACUGAAGCUGAGUCUGAACUACACCAUGGAGGAGAAUCUGAACCUGAGCCUGAGUCUGAACAGCACCAAGGAAGAAAAUCAAAAACUGAGCCUGAGUCUGAGCUACUCCAUGGAAGAAAAUCAGAGACUGAGCCGAAGACUAAACCACACCAUGGAAGUAAAUCAAAAAGUGAGCCAGAGUCUGAACUUCACCGUGGAAGAAAAUCAAAAACUGAGGCUGAGUCUGAACUACACCAUGGAGGAGAAUCUGAACCUGAACCUGAGUCUGAACAACACCAUGGAAGAAAAUCAGAAAUUGAGCAGAAGACUAAACUACACCAUGGAAGAAAAUCAGAAAUUGAGCCUGAGUCUGAACUACACCAUGGAAGAGAAUCUGAACCUGAGCCUGAGUCUGAACAACACCAUGGAAGAAAAUCAGAAAUUGAGCAGAAGACUAAACUACACCAUGGAAGAUAAUCAGAAAUUGAGCCUGAGUCUGAACUACACCAUGGAAGAUAAUCUGAAACUGAGCCGAAGACUCAACCACACCAAGGAAGAAAAUCAAAAACUGAGCCUGAGUCUGAGCUACUCUAUGGAAGAAAAUCAGAGACUGAGCCGAAGACUAAACCACACCAUGGAAGUAAAUCAAAAAGUGAGCCAGAGUCUGAACUUCACCGUGGAAGAAAAUCAAAAACUGAGGCUGAGUCUGAACUACACCAUGGAGGAGAAUCUGAACCUGAGCCUGAGUCUGAACAACACCAUGGAAGAAAAUCAGAAAUUGAGCAGAAGACUAAACUACACCAUGGAAGAAAAUCAGAAAUUGAGCCUGAGUCUGAACUACACCAUGGAAGAGAAUCUGAACCUGAGCCUGAGUCUGAACAACACCAUGGAAGAAAAUCAAAAACUCAGGCUGUGUCUGAACUACACCAUGGAAGAAAAUCAGAAAUUGAGCAGAAGACUAAACUACACCAUGGAAGAUAAUCAGAAAUUGAGCCUGAGUCUGAACUACACCAUGGAAGAUAAUCUGAAACUGAGCCGGAGACUCAACCACACCAAGGAAGAAAAUCAAAAACUGAGACUGAGUCUGAGCUACUCCAUGGAAGAAAAUCAGAGACUGAGCCGAAGACUAAACCACACCAUGGAAGUAAAUCAAAAAGUGAGCCAGAGUCUGAACUUCACCGUGGAAGAAAAUCAAAAACUGAGGCUGAGUCUGAACUACACCAUGGAGGAGAAUCUGAACCUGAGCCUGAGUCUGAACAACACCAUGGAAGAAAAUCAGAAAUUGAGCAGAAGACUAAACUACACCAUGGAAGAGAAUCUGAAUCUGAGCCAAAGAUUAAACCACACCAAGGAAGAAAAUCAAAAACUGAGGCUGAGUCUGAACUACACCAUGGAGGAGAAUCUGAACCUGAGCCUGAGUCUGAACAACACCAUGGAAGAAAAUCAGAAAUUGAGCAGAAGACUAAACUACACCAUGGAAGAGAAUCUGAAUCUGAGCCAAAGAUUUAACCACACCAAGGAAGAAAAUCAAAAACUGAGCCUGAGUCUGAACAGCACCAAGGAAGAAAAUCAAAAACUGAGCCUGAGUCUGAGCUACUCCAUGGAAGAAAAUCAGAGACUGAGCCGAAGACUAAACCACACCAUGGCAGAAAAGUCACAGCUUCAAGUGCAGAUUGAGGAGAUGAAAAUCAUAUUGAAUUCUACUAUGGAAAACCGUGACUCUUUCAGAAAAGACAAAAUCAAAUAUCAACAGCUUUUGAUCAAUGAAAGGCAGACCUCAACUCAACUAAAAGCUGAAAAUCAACGUCAACAAUCAAUUCUGAUGUCGGAGAAACUAUCUUUCCUCUGGAGAUUCUGUGAUAAAGGCACCCUGCAAUGUUCACGCUGCCUUCCUGGUUGGGCCGAGCACGCCACACGCUGCUUCCAUUUGGCAUCACAACCAAUGAAGUGGGAAGAUGCUCGUAGGGAGUGUUUUAAUGAAGGUGCUGACCUGGCUGUUGUCUUGAAUGCUGCAGACCAGGCAUUUCUGACCAACAUGACUUUCCAGUUUACACAGCAGCAUCCAAAUGUACUGUUCCAUUCAGCAUGGAUCGGGUUGCAGGACAUGGUGCAGGAUAACAGAUUUGUGUGGGUAAAUGGUAUCAAGUCCAAGUCAGAUUUGAAGUUCUGGAUGCCUGGAGAGCCAAACAAUGCUGCGGCUCAAUGGGACAAAGACCGUGCAGGACAGGACUGUGUUGCCAUUGUCCCUCCAAAGACUGUUGGACAGAAAGGCUGGCUGAACUCCUGGGAUGAUAUUGUCUGUCGAGGCCAGCGGCACUACAUUUGUGAAACCAAAGCUCUUAUUUUGUCUGGAGUGAAAACUGAGGAAUGA
Messenger RNA from Xyrichtys novacula (pearly razorfish), 4870 nucleotides. The record is from the annotation of a GenBank genome assembly. Lineage: Eukaryota; Metazoa; Chordata; Actinopteri; Labriformes; Labridae.